Megalops cyprinoides (Indo-Pacific tarpon) is the source of this 2114-nucleotide messenger RNA. RefSeq names its product cytochrome P450 4F3 (gene cyp4f3). The record is from RefSeq and is a predicted model, not a curated record. The transcript has 13 exons. Gene Ontology annotation, molecular function: iron ion binding; oxidoreductase activity, acting on paired donors, with incorporation or reduction of molecular oxygen; heme binding. NCBI's taxonomy places the organism in Eukaryota, Metazoa, Chordata, Actinopteri, Elopiformes, Megalopidae. The coding region runs from base 105 to 1703 and encodes 532 amino acids.
GAUGCGAAACGUCCUCGUUGGAGUCAGUAUCAAGGCUGCAAUAUUAGUUUGCUCGGAAUUUGCGGCGAACUGACAGCCUCUCUCGCGGUGAGCAAGUCAUCAGGAUGGCCUUCAGGGUGGAUGGGGUUUUGGGGCGCCUCCUGGGGCUGCUACCCCCCGUCUCCUCCACGUUCGGCCUCCUCCAGCUGGCCGCUCUCGUCCUGCUCGCCACCCUCUUGUGCCGCUUCGCCUGCUGGGUCUGGCGCUACACCCGCAACAUUCAUCGCCUGAAAUGCUUCACCCAGCCUCCCAAACGCAACUGGCUGCUGGGUCACCUGGGGCUGAUGCGAAACACGGAGGAGGGGCUCCAGGCUGUGGAUGAGCUGGUGAAGACCUACCAGCACUCCUGUGUCUGGUUCCUGGGGCCUUUCUACACCCUGGUGCGACUCUUCCACCCUAAUUUCAUCAAGCCCCUCCUGAUGGCCUCCGCCUCCAUCGCCAUCAAGGACGAGUUAUUCUACGGCUUUUUGCGACCAUGGCUGGGACAGGGCCUCCUGCUGAGUAACGGGGAGCACUGGUCUCGUCACAGACGCCUCCUCACCCCCGCCUUCCACUUCGACAUUCUAAAGAUCUACGUGAAAAUCUUCAACAAGUCUACCGACAUCAUGCACGCGAAGUGGCGCCGCCUGGUGGCGGAAGGCAAGGCGUGCCAGGACAUGUUCGAGCAGGUCAGCCUGAUGACCCUGGACAGCCUGCUCAAAUGUACCUUCAGCUAUGACAGCAAUUGCCAGGAACAGCCCAGCGAGUACAUCGCCGCCAUCUACGAGCUCAGCACCCUGGUGGUCCGGAGGGAGCACCGUAUGCUGCACCACUGGGACUGGCUGUACUGGCGCUCCCCCGAGGGCGAGCGCUUCCGCCGCGCCUGCGGCGUGGUACACAGCUUCACCGCCAACAUCGUGCAGAGGCGCCGCCGGGAGCUGCUCCAGCAAGGGGAGCCGGAGAGGCACGCCACCGAGAGCGGGGCCGUCAAGAAGAAGGUGACCGACUUCAUCGACAUCCUGCUGCUGUCGAAGGAUGAGGAGGGCAACGGCCUGACCGAUGAGGAAAUCAAAGCAGAGGCAGACACCUUUAUGUUUGAAGGUCAUGACACCACUGCCAGCGGUAUCUCCUGGGUGCUGUAUAACCUGGCUGUCCACCAGGAGUACCAGGACCAGUGCCGGUCAGAGAUCAACGCCCUGCUGGAAGGCAGAGACACAGAGGAGAUAGAGUGGGACGACCUGACCAACCUGCCCUUCACCACCAUGUGCAUCAAAGAGAGCCUGAGGCUCCACCCCCCAGUCACCGCCGUCACUCGCCGCUUCUCCCAAGACAUGACUGUGCCCGGGAGCCGGGUCAUACCAGAAGGAAAUAUCUGCCUGAUGAGCAUCUACGGGACCCAUCACAACCCAGAAAUAUGGCCCGACCCAGAAGUGUACAACCCUUUACGCUUCCACCCAGAUAAUUCAAAGGGUCGGUCUCCUCUUGCUUUCAUUCCCUUCUCUGCUGGACCCAGGAACUGCAUCGGGCAGAACUUCGCCAUGGUGGAGAUGAGGGUGGUGGUGGCCCUGACGCUGCGCCGUUUCCGCGUCACGCCCCGGGAGGGCGAGGUGCGCCGGCUCAGUGAGCUCAUACUCAGGGCCGAGGGGGGACUGUGGCUCACCCUGGAAUCCCUAAGCGCCCCCUAGUGGACAUCCUUUGCCUCUGCCUGGUUAUCAGCUCGAGCACAACCAUACCCAAGUUUUGGUUUUUUUUGCCUGAAUAUGUUGCCCUGGAUAUUUCCUUUCUGCAGUUUUUUACAUCUCACUGACCGAGGGAAAAAUUUUCAAUGAAUAUCAUCCAAAUGUUCUUUUUAAGUUUUGAUAGUGUAACUGGAAAAGCAUUACCUUAAAACACCCUGUUUUUUAGUUAUUUGUUUUGUCUUUUUAUAUCCAUUUAUAUAUUGUCGUGAGUGUUAGCUGUUCAUCCAGAAUGUAAUGUACUGUAUUCACCACCAUCCUUGAAGGCACAGGAUGAACUUCCACUUGCAGUAAUAAUACUGUGCUUGAUGAGUGACACUGUGAUUGAUGAGCAAGAGUGUGAUUGAUGGUAAUGCUGUG